This is a messenger RNA of Engraulis encrasicolus (European anchovy), 1677 nucleotides long. Its product is annotated as gastrula zinc finger protein XlCGF26.1-like. NCBI's taxonomy places the organism in Eukaryota, Metazoa, Chordata, Actinopteri, Clupeiformes, Engraulidae. Gene Ontology annotation, molecular function: DNA-binding transcription factor activity, RNA polymerase II-specific; RNA polymerase II cis-regulatory region sequence-specific DNA binding. Gene Ontology annotation, biological process: regulation of DNA-templated transcription. The record is from RefSeq and is a predicted model, not a curated record. The transcript is spliced from 5 exons.
AUGCCCUCUGCAGAAGUCAGAGAAGAGACCGAGGAGGCCAGCUCAACUGACUCUCCAGAACAGCUGAACAUGAAUGAAGAGAGAGAAGAGUUCCCCGGUUCUCCACCUCAGCUGAGGAGCGUAAAAGAGGACAGCGAGGAGAUCCUGCGUUCUCUCUACAGUCUGAGGAGCGUAUCUGUAGUGCUGGUGGACUGCUGUAGACCACAAGGACGGCAGGAGAACAAUGAAGAGAACCGCAGAGAUGCCGAGGCGACCAAGAGAUCUGGGCAUCAGUUACACUGCAGUUCCAGUGGAGAGGAGUUUCGUGGAGAAACACAUUCUACUGCCCUGACUACAGAGAGGCCGUACGUCUGCAGUCAGUGUGGCAAGAGCUUUAAGAGAAAAGUUGAGCUCCAACGCCAUCAGCGUGUUCACACAGGGGAGAAACCAUUUUCAUGCACUGACUGUGGAAAGAGCUUCUCACAGUUUGCCAACCUCUACACACAUCGUCGCAUUCACACUGGAGAGAAGCCGCACGCUUGCAGUCAGUGUGCCAAGAGCUUUAAGGCAAAAUAUGAUCUCCAAAACCACCAGCGUGUUCACACAGGGGAGAAACCAUUUUCAUGCACAGACUGUGGAAAGAGUUUCUCAACGUCUUCUGCACUUCACAUACAUCGCCGCAUUCACACUGGAGAGAAGCCAUAUGCUUGCAGUCAGUGUGACAAGAGCUUUAAGACAAAACAGGAGCUCCAACGCCAUCAGCGUGUUCAUACAGGGGAGAAACCAUUUUCAUGCACAGACUGUGGAAAGAGUUUCUCACACUCUUCUAACCUCCACACACAUCGCCACCGUGUUCACACAGGGGAGAAACCAUUUUCAUGCACAGACUGUGGAAAGAGUUUCUCAAUGUCUUCUGCACUUCACAUACAUCGCCGCAUUCACACUGGAGAGAAGCCAUAUGCUUGCAGUCAGUGUGACAAGAGCUUUAAGACAAAACAGGAGCUCCAACGCCAUCAGCGUGUUCAUACAGGAGAGAAACCAUUUUCAUGCACAGACUGUGGAAAGAGUUUCUCACAGUCUUCUAACCUCCACACACAUCGCCACGUUCACACUGGAGAGAGGCCGUACGCUUGUAGUCAGUGUGGCAAGAACUUUCAGACAAAAGCAAUGCUCCAAAACCACCAGCGAAUUCACACAGGGCAGAAACCAUUUUCAUGUUUAGACUGUGGAAAGAGUUUCUCACAGUCUUCUUCCCUUCUCAUACAUCGUCGCAUUCACACUGGAGAGAGGUCGUACGGUUGUAGUCAGUGUGACAAGAGCUUUAAGACAAACUCAGAGCUCCAAAGUCACCAGCGUGUUCACACGGGGGAGAAACCAUUUACAUGCACCGACUGUGGAAAGAGUUUCUCACACUCUUCUCACCUCCACACACAUCAUCACAUUCACACUGGAGAGAGGCCCUACGCUUGCAGUCAGUGUGGCAAGAGCUUUACUACAACAGGAAACCUCAAAAGACAUCAUCGCACUCACACUGGACAAAGGCCGCACCAUUGCAGUCAGUGUGACAAGACCUUCAAGACUAAAGGAGCUCUACAAAUGCACCAGCGUGUUCACACAGGGGAGAAACCAUUUUGAUGCACAGACUGUGGAAAGAAUUACUCGCAGAUCCAGGUGCUGGUGAAGUGCAGUCAUCAGUAA